Trypanosoma cruzi is the source of this 731-nucleotide messenger RNA. RefSeq lists its product as uncharacterized. Lineage: Eukaryota; Euglenozoa; Kinetoplastea; Trypanosomatida; Trypanosomatidae. The annotation marks the transcript as partial. The record is from RefSeq and is a predicted model, not a curated record. The transcript has a single exon.
AUGGGGUCGAUCUUAUCGAAGAAGUCAGAGGAGCCACCCAAAGCGCAGACUGGGAAAGCGAAACGCGCUUCUCUUCCCUCUCCUGCUGCUCCUGCUGCUACAGCCAAGGUUCCUGCGAAUGAUGCGCAUGCGACAGAUUUUUCUGCAGCCUUUGAGGAACGUAUUCGCCGAUUUUACGCGCAUUACAGCCCGGAUAAAGUUGAUACGGUGCCGGUAAUUCUUCGCCACUGGACGGGAACCGAGGAGGAACUGAUACAGACGCUGGUGAAGCGCUACGGGCCGGAGCCUAAUGACGCCGCAAAAACGCCUGCCCCUCCGCUCACGGAGAACGCCGCUGAUGAUGCAAAGGUGUGGGAGUCACGUUUUGCGCGCCACCUUUUGGCGUAUCGUCCCGAAAGAUUGCCUCGACUUCGCAGGAUUUUGGAGCGUUCGAAGGGCAGAGAGGAGGCGACGUUGAUGUCUUUCAUCAAGCAGAUGGGACCGGAGCCGCAGGGACCGUUGCCCGAUCCCCUGCAUGACACAACACGCAUCCCCACCAAUGAAGCGCCACGCAAAACGGUACAUGAAGAAGUUGACCCACAGCCUGCGGUGGUCACAAAGGCGGAACAGCCCGUUGAGGUGAUGAAAACACCAUCAACGAUAAAAGACAUGACGGCUGAUAAAGUUGACUCCGUGGGAGAAAAGAAUGUGGUGCCGGUUCACAGCCUCAAACGACGCCUGAGCAGCUUUCU